Trypanosoma cruzi is the source of this 2733-nucleotide messenger RNA. RefSeq lists its product as uncharacterized. Lineage: Eukaryota; Euglenozoa; Kinetoplastea; Trypanosomatida; Trypanosomatidae. The transcript has a single exon. The record is from RefSeq and is a predicted model, not a curated record. The coding region runs from base 1 to 2733 and encodes 910 amino acids.
AUGCUGGUGGGGGUGCGGGAGUAUCGACGAGAGGAGAUUCAGCGCAUAUGCGGGACAUCGGCCGAGGCACUUGUCUCGUAUUACACGCUUCUUCGCAACAAGAACGAGGCGAUCAUGGCGGAUGUAACAGAUGCCCGGGCAAGGAAAAACAUGAAUUUUGAUUACUACACGACAACAGCCAAUAGUCUUUUUGAGGAGGCGGUCAGGCCCAUCAUACGCACCGUUCUGCCUCCUAUAUCUUCUCCACAAGUUGUGGUCGUGGUGGACGGGACAGAGACGACACGGUUCCACACCUUGCUGGACCCAGAAGAGGGUAUUCUGGCACUCUUUUGGCGCUUGUUGAUGGAUGCGGUGGAGUUUAGAAGCAUUCUGGGGGCGGUUUACAUCGCUGUUGUGGAGCUGGACGACAACAAUCGACUGAGGGAUAUAGCGUGUGCAGUUACUGCGGAGAAGGAGCCGAUCAUCUUUGAGGAUGCUGAAGAUCUUUUCACGUCCGUCGAAGACGCGUCCUACAUGGAACUUAGGGCCGAAGCAGAUAUUGCGAGGCUGAUGCAGCAUGCACGUCGAGUCGCAUUGCCUGAACGGCAUCAAAUUUUUAGUUUUAUCCUUGUCCCCCAAAAGGCAUCGGGUCUACCGAAUUGUACCAUUCAGUUUGUCGCGUUGUCAGUGUCUGAAAUGGCACGAGGAAUGUGGUCUACUCGACACUGCAUCACGACGGCAGCGUCGCUUAUAGAGAGCCGGUCCCCUUCAAUGACGUUUUCGGGAACAAAACUCUCAUUUCUCCUAAAACCCGCACUUCUUGGUCAACAACCGGGUUUAUGGAUUUCUUGCUUUGCCCCAACCAGUGUAGCAGCUCUUAAACAGCGGGAAACGUUCAAGGAGUCCUUCUGCAUCGCACAUACAUUGUGUCGUGUGUACAGCUCACGUGUUGGUGCGAGUGUGAGUGAGGCUUGCCAAAGAAUUGGUUUUAAAGAAGGAGAUUAUUCCAAUGAGAACUGUGACGAGCAGGUGGAGGUACAACCCCGCAAGGAUGUUCCCAAACCGAGUUUGUUAGGCCCGUGGGAGAAGACAAGGAGGAGGUUGUCUAAAACUACUUCGCUGCACCCUUCCUUAUCGGUAUCAUUGUUAUCAUCGUCAUUUUCCUUACACUCCACACCAAAUCCAGGUCAACAAAAAAAAGGGGAAGAAAGAGGAAACAGUCCCACUUAUGGAAUUACCGACGAUCAUUUGUCCUCCUUGGCGGCACCACAGCAAAAGCCAACGGGCCUUCUUGUCACUCCAUCUGAACGGAGGACGAAGUCGUUAGACAGUAAUAAAACAGGAUUUAAAAAACGCAGGGACGUCACAGGCAAUGGUCGGCGGUCAUUGAGCCGUCCGUCACACGACCGAUGCAGUUCAUUGGAGAAGCAUCCGUACAAUUGUAGUGCGAGGUAUGAGUUAGAGACCUACAAGCGCGUGAUGGAACCGGCAAUGAAUCGGUUGCGAGAGGAUAUUCAACACUAUAUGGCCCUGCUGGAGGAUGCGAGACGGCAGAUUCGGCGGAUCAAGCGUGUUAACAAUGAGGAGGGUGGAGUUGAAAAGUUACGGGAUUCUCUCUUGACAGCCAAGCGAGAUUGCGCGUCUCUGGAAGCAGAGUUUACAAGACGUGAAGAAAUGCUUCAAUCAAGAGUGAGUGAGCUUCAAACUCGGUGCGAAGAGCUCUCCCAGCAAUUGCGUGGUCAGACAUCAUGUGCAGUCCCCGAAGGAGAAAAAUUACCACAAAAGAGCAUUUCUACCCAGACACACAACCCAGUACCUUAUUUUCCUCCGUUAUCAUCGUCGUCGCCACCACCACCAUCGGCACCUUUGCCUGUAGAGGAUGGAUUGGUCGCAUCCCGGGCUUUUCCAAAAGAUUCCCCACGAAAAGAUGUACAGCAUGUAUCGCAGUGGUUUGAAGUUGUUAAUUAUCAUCAACGGGAAUUGGAGGAUUAUGCCGAGCGUGAACGUUCUUAUCGCAACCGUAUCCUUCUCUUGGAACAGAAGCUUAGUGAACGUGAGUCCGAGAUGGCACAGGUAAGGGCGGAGCUGAUUCGACGAGAUUGUGAAAUUUCUCUGGAGGCAGUGAGUAAUCAACGAAGAGAACACGAAAAGAAAAUGGACCACACUCAGUUUGAAGAUGUGGAGUACCUGCGUGCUAAACUGUUUGAGGCCAACAAUGUCAGUUCUAGGGUGGAGCAGCAUCUUGAAUCGUGUAUAAAUGAAUUGAAAGAGGAGCGGAGGCAGCGAGAGGCAUCAGAGGCAGAGCUACGCCGUCUACAGGGGUUAUGUGCUCAGCACAUGGAAACUGGGGCUGUGAAGGAGAUGAUACAGAUGGUGAAGGAAAGCUAUGAACGCCAUGUUAACCACCUUCAACGGGAAGUAGAGGAGUUGCGAAAAGUAGCUCAUCAAGCGGUUUCAAAUGAAAUGAUUUCCCGAGCAAAUAGUUCUACCACUUCUACGCCUCGGCAAAGGCCACAAGGGCGUCAGCAUGGCGGAAUGGUUUCUCCCGCCAUCGAAACGUUACAAGCUAAAUCCAUGUUUCCUUCUAAACCCUCACUGCCUGACGAGACUAAUGCCACCAAUGAUGUCCCCUCGACACAUUCAAAAACAAUACCUGUGCGCAGUGGAGUGAGACGGUUUGAGGAUUUUAUGAAAGAGGAGCCGUCAUAUACGAUUCGUUUACCAAAGGCACUUGAUCGCGCUAACCUUUCAUAA